AUGGACUAUUGCUUGAGAGAACUAGAGGGGAAGCAAGCACAUGACCCUUUAUUGAUAGAGAAAAUGAAGAAUUCAUCACAAAGUUGUAGUAGUAGGAGUAGUAGUAGUAGUGAGAGAUGUGUGUGGGUGCCAGGGCCAGUGAUUGUGGGAGCAGGGCCUUCAGGGCUUGCAACAGCUGCAUACCUGAAAGAGAAAGGAGUUCCAAGCCUAAUCCUAGAGAGAUCCAACUGCAUAGCAUCUUUGUGGCAACUCAAGACCUAUGACAGGCUUCACCUCCACUUGCCAAAGCAGUUUUGCGAACUCCCCUUGAUGGGAUUCCCUUGUGACUUCCCCACAUAUCCCACAAAGCAACAGUUCAUAGAGUACUUGGAGAGCUAUGCUGAGAGGUUUGACAUUAGGCCACGGUUCAAUGAGACCGUGAGGCAUGCUGAGUUUGAUGCCACUCUCGGGUUUUGGAAGGUGAGGAGUUUGAACAAGAGGGAGGUGGCAACAGAGUUUUUGUGCAGGUGGCUGAUUGUGGCCACUGGGGAGAAUGCAGAGGCAGUGGUGCCUCAGAUUGAGGGAAUGGGGGAGUUUGGUGGGACCAUAAAGCACACAAGUUUGUAUAAGAGUGGGGAAGAGUUUAGAGGGAAGAGAGUAUUGGUGGUUGGGUGUGGAAAUUCAGGGAUGGAAGUGUGCUUGGAUCUUUGCAACCAUAAUGCUACUCCUUCUCUUGUGGUCAGAGAUACAGUACACAUCUUACCACGAGAGAUGCUGGGAAAAUCAACUUUUGGGUUGUCCAUGUGGUUGCUCAAGUGGCUUCCAAUUCGGUUUGUGGACCGGUUUCUUCUGAUAGUGUCAUGGCUCAUGCUUGGUGACACGGCUCGGUUCGGAUUGGACCGGCCAAAAUUGGGUCCCCUUCAACUCAAAAACCUCUCCGGAAAGACACCAGUGCUUGAUGUGGGUACCCUUGCCAAGAUCAAAAGUGGGCAUAUAAAGGUACGACCAGGCAUGAAGCGGUUAAAACGUUGUACAGUUGAAUUUGUUGAUGGAAGGACAGAAAAUUUUGAUGCCAUCAUAUUGGCCACUGGUUACAAAAGUAAUGUGCCCUAUUGGCUUAAGGAAGGGGAUAUGUUCUCCAAGGAAGAUGGGUUCCCUACCAAGCCAUUUCCAAAUGGAUGGAAGGGUGAGAAUGGACUGUAUGCAGUUGGUUUCACCAAACGAGGACUUCUUGGUACAUCAAUGGAUGCCAAGAGAAUAGCAGAAGACAUUGAAAGAUGUUGGAAAGCAAAACACAGCACCACUUUCUCCCUCUCACUUAAUGUUUGA
Messenger RNA from Sphenostylis stenocarpa, 1308 nucleotides. Lineage: Eukaryota; Viridiplantae; Streptophyta; Magnoliopsida; Fabales; Fabaceae. The record is from the annotation of a GenBank genome assembly.